Molecule: messenger RNA, 4221 nt
Organism: Diospyros lotus (date-plum)
Lineage: Eukaryota; Viridiplantae; Streptophyta; Magnoliopsida; Ericales; Ebenaceae
Product: phytochrome B
Exons: 5
Coding region: 292-3675 (1127 amino acids)
Biological process (GO): regulation of DNA-templated transcription; protein-tetrapyrrole linkage; detection of visible light
Molecular function (GO): protein homodimerization activity; photoreceptor activity; phosphorelay sensor kinase activity
Source: RefSeq, a predicted model, not a curated record
AAACAAAAUGUCAAACCAAUCGACUUUAUUUGUUUUCCCUUUCUUUUCUUGUUGGUGUCCUUACAGAGCCUAAGGGGGUAUCAGUAUAACAGCCCCGGGAACAACCCCGCGAGGUUCUUGAAAUCUUUGAUCGCUUCCUAGUUUUCCCCAUUUCUAACGAGACGAACACCAGAAAUCUCGGGUACCCAGAAGUGUUUCGAACGCAUUUCCUUGUUUACUCGCUAAACCUAGCUAAUUUACACUGCCAAUUUUACCCGAAAAAAAGAGAGUUGAGUGUGAAAGAGCAAGAAAAUGGCUUCGGGGAGCAGAGCAACGCACGCCCAUCACCACCAGGCCCAAGCUCAAUCUUCGGGAACAAGCAAUGUUAGAGACCCUGUAAGCAAAGCCAUUGCUCAAUACACCGUCGACGCUCGCCUCCACGCCGUUUUCGAACAGUCCGGCGAGUCGGGUAAGUCGUUUGAUUACACCCAGUCUAUUAGAACAACUACAUCUUCCGUUCCCGAACAGCAAAUCACUGCCUAUUUGUCUAAAAUUCAGAGAGGGGGUCAUAUUCAGCCGUUUGGCUGUAUGAUUGCCGUUGAUGAGGCUACUUUUCGGGUGAUUGCUUACAGCGAAAAUGCCCAAGAAAUGCUGGGCCUCACCCCGCAAUCAGUUCCGAGCCUUGAGAAACCAGAAUUGCUCACAGUUGGGACUGAUGUACGGACCCUUUUCACCCCUUCAAGUGCGGUUUUGCUUGGAAGGGCAUUUGGGGCACGAGAAAUCACGCUGUUGAACCCAAUUUGGAUUCACUCCAAGAAUUCUGGGAAACCGUUUUAUGCGAUUUUGCAUAGGAUUGAUGUUGGGAUUGUGAUUGAUUUGGAGCCUGCAAGGACAGAGGACCCUGCUCUGUCUAUUGCAGGGGCUGUGCAGUCUCAGAAGCUGGCAGUGCGCGCGAUUUCGCGCUUGCAAUCGCUUCCCGGUGGGGAUAUUAAGCUGUUGUGCGAUACGGUGGUUGAGUGUGUGAAGGAGCUUACCGGUUAUGACCGGGUUAUGGUAUACAAAUUUCAUGAGGAUGAGCAUGGUGAGGUUGUGUCUGAGAGCAAGAGGCCUGAUUUGGAACCUUAUAUUGGGCUGCACUAUCCUGCCACUGACAUUCCUCAGGCAUCGAGGUUUUUGUUUAAACAGAAUCGGGUAAGGAUGAUUGUGGACUGCCAUGCAACACAAGUUCAAGUAAUUCAGGACGAGGCACUCAUGCAGCCUUUGUGUUUAGUUGGUUCAACACUUCGGGCACCUCAUGGCUGCCAUGCACAGUACAUGGCUAACAUGGGGUCAAUUGCUUCUUUAGCCAUGGCUGUUAUAAUUAAUAACAACGAGGAUGAAGCUCAUGGGGGGCGAAAUGCCAUGAGGCUCUGGGGUUUGGUUGUCUGCCAUCAUACUUCUGCUCGUUGUAUUCCAUUCCCGCUCCGUUAUGCUUGUGAGUUUCUAAUGCAGGCUUUUGGACUCCAAUUGAACAUGGAAUUGCAAUUGGCUUUGCAGUUGUCAGAGAAACAUGUUUUAAGAACCCAAACCCUAUUGUGUGACAUGCUCCUUCGUGACUCACCUACUGGGAUUGUUACUCAAAGCCCCAGCAUAAUGGACCUUGUAAAGUGUGAUGGAGCUGCACUCUACUACCAAGGGAAGUACCAUCCCUUGGGUUUGACCCCUUCUGAAGCUCAGAUAAAGGAUAUCUUGGACUGGUUGUUGGCUUUCCAUGGGGACUCAACUGGUUUGAGCACUGAUAGUUUAGCAGAUGCAGGAUACCCUGGUGCAGCUUCACUUGGUGACGCAGUGUGUGGAAUGGCUGUUGCUUAUAUCACAUCAAAAGAUUUCUUGUUCUGGUUCCGGUCUCACACAGCAAAAGAGAUCAAGUGGGGCGGGGCAAAGCAUCACCCAGAUGACAAAGAUGAUGGACAGAGGAUGCAUCCACGUUCUUCUUUCAAGGCUUUCUUGGAAGUGGUAAAAAACCGCAGUUUGCCAUGGGAUAAUGGAGAAAUGGAUGCCAUUCAUUCCUUACAGCUUAUUUUGCGAGACUCAUUUAGGGAUGCUGAAGGAAGCAAUUCUAAGGCUGUUAUGCAUGCCCCUCUUGGACGUAUGGAAUUGCAAGGGAUGGAUGAGCUCAGCUCUGUUGCACGAGAAAUGGUUAGGUUGAUAGAGACCGCCACAGCUCCCAUAUUUGCUGUUGAUGUUGGUGGCCGCAUAAAUGGUUGGAAUGCUAAGGUUGCAGAGUUGACAGGAUUAUCAGUUGAGGAAGCCGUGGGGAAAUCUUUGGUUCAUGAUCUUGUUUUUAAGGAAUCAGAAGAAACUGUUAACAAACUUUUAUAUAAUGCUUUGAGAGGUGAAGAAGAUAAGAAUGUAGAAAUUAAAUUGAAGACUUUUGGCCUGCAACAAAAUAAGAAGGCUGUUUUUGUGGUAGUCAAUGCUUGCUGCAGCAAGGAUUACACAAAUGAUAUAGUUGGAGCAUGCUUUGUUGGUCAGGAUGUGACUGAUCAGAAGGUUGUGUUGGACAAGUUCAUCCACAUACAAGGUGAUUACAAGGCCAUUGUACAUAGUCCAAAUCCUUUGAUCCCGCCUAUAUUUGCUUCUGAUGAGAAUACCACUUGCUCUGAGUGGAACACUGCCAUGGAAAAGCUCACUGGGUGGACCAGAGACGAAAUCAUAGGCAAAAUGUUGGUUGGAGAGAUUUUUGGGAGUUGCUGUCGCCUCAAAGGCUCUGAUGCUAUGACAAAAUUCAUGAUUGUAUUGCACAAUGCAAUUGGAGGAUUGGACACAGACAAAUUUUCGUUUGCCUUCUUUGACAAAAAUGGCAAAUAUGUGCAUGCUCUCUUGACAGCAAAUAAGAGGGUUAAUAUGGAUGGCCAGAUUAUUGGAGCCUUCUGUUUCCUGCAGAUUCCUAGUCCUGAACUGCAGCAGGCUCUGAAGGUCCAGAGACAACAGGAGAAGAAUUAUUUUGCAAGGAUGAAAGAGUUGGCUUACAUUUGCCAGGAAAUAAAGAAUCCACUAAGUGGUAUACGUUUUACAAAUUCACUUUUAGAGGCUACAGACUUGACUGAAGAUCAGAAACAAUUUCUUGAAACAAGUGCUGCUUGUGAGAAGCAGUUGUUAAAGAUUAUAAGGGAUGUCAAUCUGGAGAGCAUUGAAGAUGGUUCAUUGGAGUUUGAGAAGGCUGAAUUCUUAGUUGGGAAUGUCAUCGAUGCAGUUGUUAGCCAAAUAAUGAUCUUGCUCAGGGAAAGAGGUCUACAGUUGAUCCGGGACAUUCCACAAGAAAUCAAAACAUUGGCUGUAUAUGGUGAUCAAGUGAGAGUUCAACAGGUUUUGGUGGAUUUCCUGUUGAAUAUGGUGCGUUAUGCACCUUCGCCAGAAGGUUGGGUGGAGAUUCAAGUUCGACCAACUCUGAAGCAAUUUUCUGGUGAAAUUACUAUUGUGCAUAUUGAAUUCAGGAUUGUCUGUCCUGGUGAAGGACUUCCUCCUGAAAUCGUUCAAGACAUGUUUCAUAGCAGUCGAUGGGUGACUCACGAAGGCCUAGGUCUAAGCAUGUGCAGGAAGAUUUUAAAGCUUAUGAAAGGCGAAGUCCAAUAUAUUAGAGAGUCAGAAAGAUGCUAUUUUCUAAUUAUGCUCGAACUUCCCAAGCCAAGGAGGGACACUAAGGGUGCUGACUAGAUGACUUGCAAUAAACCGACCAUGAGUUCUAGCCAUGUAAAAGCCUCGUAAUAUUUCACUUCUAGCUGUUUGGACUCCAGUUCAAGAAUCCAAAAUGCCUUCGAGGGAGUAAUGGCUCGUUUCUAGUGUGAAUACAAUUUGCUGAUCAUGCUAUUGUGCAGAAUAGAUUUGCCGGACUAUAAUAUAUAUGGGUGGGGGGGCGCAAAGCCAAGAGCUUGUUACUUGAGAAUUGGGAUGUUUAGGAGCUUCCACGGCCUAAAGACAGUUGACAUGGCUGCAAAUAUGGAGUGGGUGGGGUUGUCCUGAUUGUAUUUAUUGUGAUGCUAUUUGAACUACAUACACUACUCUUUAAGUUUCCCUCUCAACCCUGUAAUAACUACUGCUUUAGGUACACUUCCUAGAACUUACCCUCCCCUUGCUCACCGAGCAAUAAAACUCUUUCCCAGCUGUUGAAAUUUAUGUAGUAAAUUACUUCUGGCAACCGCAGUUGUACAGUAUAGUAUUCUCUCCCUCGUUGAUAAAUGUGAUCUCUUUUAUAGUAGCUAA